This is a messenger RNA of Drosophila teissieri, 690 nucleotides long. RefSeq lists its product as uncharacterized. The coding region runs from base 1 to 690 and encodes 229 amino acids. The transcript has a single exon. NCBI's taxonomy places the organism in Eukaryota, Metazoa, Arthropoda, Insecta, Diptera, Drosophilidae. The record is from RefSeq and is a predicted model, not a curated record.
AUGCGUUUCCUCAUCGCUUUCUGCCUGAUUGGUGCCGCCUGCGCCCAGUACAACUACGGAGCGGGAUUUACCGGAGCCGCCUCCGACAAUGUUCCCAGCUACUCCGGCAGCGGUGUUAGCGACUCCUACGACGGCGCCGCCAGCAGCCCGGACUACUCGGUCUCCAGCGAGCUGAACAAGGAGUACUACACCUUCGAGGCUGACGAGAGCCAGUUCGAGGAUCCUCUGGCCGCCCAGAAGAUCGCCAGCUCCGUGAACAAGGGCCUGCGCGUGGUCUUCAUCAAGGGACCCGAGAACCGUGGCCUGGAGAACGCUGCUCUGGCUCUGGCCAAGCAGGCUGCCGAGCAGAGGACCGCCAUCUAUGUGCUGAACAAGCAGACCGACAUUGGAGACCUCGCCCAGAAGUUCAAUGCCGCCCGCCAGAACGCCAACCAGCGUCCUGAGGUGCACUUCGUCAAGUACCGCACUCCCGAGGAUGCGGCCAACGCCCAGCGUGCCAUCCAGUCGCAGUACGAUAACCUGGGUGGAUCCAGCCAGUCCAUCAACGGCGGCGUGGCCAAUGCCAUCAACUUCGCCUCCGCUGCCCCCGCUGCUCCCGCUAGUCGUGGCCCCAACUACUCCGCUCCAGCCGCCGCCACCAGCAGCUCCUACCUGCCCGCCAACAUCCUGCGUCGCCUGCGCAUCCGCUAA